Necator americanus (New World hookworm) is the source of this 729-nucleotide messenger RNA. RefSeq lists its product as uncharacterized. The transcript has 2 exons. Bases 1 to 729 code for a protein of 242 amino acids. The record is from RefSeq and is a predicted model, not a curated record. NCBI's taxonomy places the organism in Eukaryota, Metazoa, Nematoda, Chromadorea, Rhabditida, Ancylostomatidae.
AUGUCGGAUGUGUCGAACUCCUUCUCAGCUUGGGAGACCCUGCCGGAGGACGAACCUCCGCUGUGCAUCGCAGUUCGACGCCCAGUGUCACCUCCACGCCACUAUGAGGCGGUAAACCGUUGUGGAGGCAACCAGGAACUCACGACCGAGCUCGCAAAGUUUUGCACAGAGGCGAUAACAGAAGAGCUCAAAGAGAGAAGAGCAGAAGUGUUGGCUGAAGCUGCAGGGGCGCGACAGAGCACUCACUACGCCCGUCGAAACUUCGUCAAUCGCAAAACAGUAAUGACUGCUCUCCAGACCUCAGGAGGAACAACUACAGCAUGGAGAAAGGUGGUGGAAAAAGCUAUUCACAACUUCUACUCAGAUCUCUUCGACCACGUCCACUUGCGUCCUCACCAUCUGAGGGAAGAUGGACAUGUCAUUCCAAAAGUCCUCCCUUCCGAAGUCCGACAUGCCAUCAUGUCGGUGAAGAAUCAUACUUCACCCGGUCUCGACAGAAUCAAGUCUGAACAUCUGAAGUACCUACACCCACUCCUCAUCAAUCGCACACUGGCGAUGCUCUUCACGUUAUCUAUCGUGACGUUCCUAAGCAAUGGAAAAGCCGUGUUGUUGCAUAAGAAGGGAGGCCCACAAGACAUCGGCAACUAUCGCCCAAUCUGCUUACUGUUUGUCAACUACAAGCUCUUCACAACAAGUAGUCCUAAACAGGAUAGAAAGAACAUUAGAUGA